CGCCAUCCGGAGGAAGCUCUUGUUUCCGAGGACGCAGCUAGCAGCACUUCAAGGUUAGCACCCGGGGACGGAUCUAACAAGCAUCUUUUGGACGUCUGACUGAAAAACACCAAUAUGUCUGAUACUAUCGAUGACAAGAUCAAGAACUACAGGACGGCUCCCUUUGACGCCCGGUUUCCAAACACGAACCAGACCCGCAACUGUUUCCAGAACUACCUGGAUUUUCACAGAUGCAACAAGGCUCUGACAGCCAAAGGCCAGGAUGCAUCACCCUGUGACUGGUACCAGAGGGUUUACAAGAGCCUCUGCCCUAUGAGCUGGGUGGGUAAAUGGGAUGAGCAGAUAGAGAACGGAAGCUUCCCAGGAAAGAUCUAAAAUCUCUUACAGUCAAGAUGUUGUACCUUACCUUUAAUGGUGUGCCUGAGGACCAUUCCAAAGCUAUCACCUGGUCUUUGUCAUCAGUCUUACUUAAACUAAAAACACACACAACCUUAACCAUGUUAAGGCCAUAAAGUUAGUACUGUCUCCUGUAAAACUUUCUUUCGUUAAAUUGAGUUAAUCAAUACAUUGCUGAUUUAUUCACAUGUUUUAUGGUAAAGUUGAAGUACUUUGUUGUAUUUGUCACUUAACAGUAACUUAACAGUGAAAAUGAUCUUAAUUCACACAGCACACCUCAGUGGCUUUAGCUAAUGUCAUUGUUAGUUUGAUUUACUGUGUAUGUUUGGGUCCGAUGUUACAUUUUUUUUCUCAGUGACUGACACACCCGUCUUUUAAAGCGAUACAACAUUGCACGACAAAGUGUAUUUGGUAACUUACAAUCCAACAAUAGCCUUGCAUUUGAGACUUUGCAGUUGUAUGCAUUUUUGUCUCCUAUUGCGGUCUUCUGAAAACAUCUAUUAAAUUUAAAUUCUAUGAAAUUA
This is a messenger RNA of Cololabis saira (Pacific saury), 920 nucleotides long. Its product is annotated as cytochrome c oxidase subunit 6B1. NCBI's taxonomy places the organism in Eukaryota, Metazoa, Chordata, Actinopteri, Beloniformes, Belonidae. The transcript has 4 exons. Bases 115 to 375 code for a protein of 86 amino acids. The record is from RefSeq and is a predicted model, not a curated record. Gene Ontology annotation, cellular component: mitochondrion; respiratory chain complex IV.